Messenger RNA from Capsella rubella, 1954 nucleotides. Its product is annotated as ATP-dependent 6-phosphofructokinase 5, chloroplastic. NCBI's taxonomy places the organism in Eukaryota, Viridiplantae, Streptophyta, Magnoliopsida, Brassicales, Brassicaceae. The transcript has 13 exons. Gene Ontology annotation, molecular function: ATP binding; 6-phosphofructokinase activity. Gene Ontology annotation, biological process: fructose 6-phosphate metabolic process; glycolytic process. The record is from RefSeq and is a predicted model, not a curated record. Bases 92 to 1711 code for a protein of 539 amino acids. Gene Ontology annotation, cellular component: cytoplasm.
CCUCCAAAAAAAGGAAAAAUAAAACAAAGUUGACUGAGAAAACUAAGCAAAUUGAAAAAAAAGAAAAGAUCUGAUCGGAAUCUUUUACGCCAUGGACGCAGUUUCUCAGGCGAUCACUUUCGGGAUCUCCGUUGCUUACAAGAACAAUUCUUCUACUCUUGUUCCUUGUCAUGGACUCACCUCUUUGAUCCUCCGGAGAGCGAGAUCUCCGGCGAAGCCCUCAUCUCGAAUCUCUCAUACCUCGUUGGUGCGAGCUUCAGCGAUUCAGAAUACAAAAACCUCAGCUUCAUCGAUCGAUCUCAGCGAUCCUGAGUGGAAAUCAAAGUACGAGAGAGAUUUCGAGCAACGAUUCAGUAUUCCUCACAUCACUGAUGUCUUACCAGAUGCUGAAGCUAUUCGUUCCACGUUUUGUCUCAAGAUGAGGUCUCCGACGGAAGAUUUCGUUGGUGGUUACCCUUCUGAUGAAGAAUGGCAUGGAUACAUUAAUAACAAUGAUAGAGUUCUUCUAAAGGUUAUUAGUUACUCUUCACCAACUUCUGCUGGAGCAGAGUGCAUUGAUCCCGACUGUUCUUGGGUUGAGCAAUGGAUUCACCGAGCCGGGCCGAGGGAGAAGAUAUACUUCAAACCGGAAGAAGUGAAGGCUGCAAUUAUCACUUGUGGUGGGCUUUGUCCUGGUCUCAAUGAUGUCAUUAGACAUAUUGUCAUCACUCUUGAGAUUUAUGGUGUUAAGAACAUUGUGGGGAUUCCUUUUGGUUAUCGAGGUUUCUCCGAUAAAGAUCUAACUGAAAUGCCGCUAUCAAGGAAAGUGGUUCAGAAUAUUCAUCUAUCUGGAGGAAGCUUGCUUGGAGUUUCACGUGGAGGCCCGAGUGUGAGCGAAAUUGUUGACAGCUUGGAGGAGAGAGGAAUCAACAUGCUUUUCGUGCUGGGAGGAAACGGAACUCACGCUGGCGCCAAUGCUAUACAUGAUGAGUGCCGCAAAAGAAAGAUUAAGGUAGCUGUAGUUGGUGUGCCAAAAACCAUUGACAAUGAUAUUCUACAUAUGGAUAAAACUUUUGGGUUUGAUACUGCUGUUGAAGAAGCACAACGAGCAAUAAACUCUGCCUACAUUGAGGCACAUAGUGCUUAUCAUGGCAUUGGUGUUGUAAAACUGAUGGGUCGUAACAGUGGUUUCAUUGCAAUGCAAGCCUCUUUAGCUAGUGGACAAGUUGACAUUUGUUUGAUUCCUGAGGUUCCCUUCCAUCUUCAUGGGCCUAAUGGUGUACUGAAGCAUUUAAAGUACCUUAUUGAAACAAAAGGCUCCGCUGUGAUAUGUGUAGCAGAAGGAGCAGGACAGAAUUUCCUUGAGAAAACUAAUGCCAAAGAUGCAUCUGGAAACACAGUACUUGGUGAUUUCGGUGUGUACAUUCAACAAGAGACAAAGAAGUAUUUCAAAGAAAAAAGUAUCCCAAUAGAUGUGAAGUACAUUGAUCCAACAUACAUGAUUCGCGCUGUCCGUGCAAAUGCCUCAGAUGGUAUCCUCUGCACCGUUCUUGGACAAAAUGCUGUUCAUGGUGCAUUUGCUGGAUACAGCGGAAUCACAGUAGGCAUAAUCAACACUCACUAUGCUUAUUUGCCAAUCCCUGAGGUAAUUGCAUAUCCAAAAUCAGUCGAUCCCAAUAGUCGAAUGUGGCAUCGUUGCUUGACAUCAACGGGUCAACCCGAUUUCCUCUAGAACAAUCGCAUUCAAUCACGAAUCGGACUGAUAAAAAUAAGCCUCGAAAUGUAUAUACAGCAUUCUUGGUCCCUUAAUAUGAUGUAUCAAAUCAUAUAUUUAUUUACUUUUUGAGUAGGAAAGAUAUUGAAUCAGUUGAAGUUAGUUAAGAGCAUUGGUUUAGUAAUCUAAUUUAUCAUUUACCAAACUUGUAGAGUUUACUUUGGACCACCUUUGUUACCUUUUUUACUUGUUCUUUGUCUC